Molecule: messenger RNA, 693 nt
Organism: Candidula unifasciata
Lineage: Eukaryota; Metazoa; Mollusca; Gastropoda; Stylommatophora; Geomitridae
Source: the annotation of a GenBank genome assembly
AUGAAGCCCGUUCUGGAGUUACUGAAGAGCUUCUAUAUACAGCGGAUAAUUCUAUACUGUGUGAUCGCUGUGUUUAGUUUUCUGGUUAUCGUACCUUUAGGGGAUCUCAAGAUCCGCUUCACAGAUGGCCACUGUUCCAGAUGUCUCCUGUACUCAACAGUUAUGUACGCCUUCAACGCGACAAGCACCCAGACGUACUGCAGGCAGAUCGAAUUUGGCGAGCAGGAGGUGUGCGAGUACAGCAUCGCCGUGUCCUCGGUCUUCUGCCUGAUUUAUCCCUCGUUGUUUUCGGUGGUGUAUUUCUUCUUGUACCGGCGAGACAACGCCGAGACUAGGGACGAGAACAAGUUAGAUUUGGCACAAGGUCUCUUCUUGCUUCACAUUUUGUUUGAAGUGGCUGUCGUGAUUCUCAUGUUGGUAUCUGCUUGUUUGAUCACAGCUGGAUAUAGAUUUAUCUGUGAUUCCUUGCAUGGUGAUGGGCAUCAGCUUGGCAGCUGCAUGGAUGCUGAGAAUUUUGCUAACUGGUGUGGUUAUGAUGGCAGUAACUUCUAUGUCUCCCUGGCAAUUUCCACAGCUGGCGGUUGGUGUCUGUUUGUGUCCUGGCUGUUGCAGGGGCUCCUGGGCAUGUGGAAGUUAUGGCGGCUAAACAUGUUGCCAGUUUUACCUCUGCCAUGCUGCAAGCAAGACGAAUAA